Molecule: messenger RNA, 432 nt
Organism: Exophiala bonariae
Lineage: Eukaryota; Fungi; Ascomycota; Eurotiomycetes; Chaetothyriales; Herpotrichiellaceae
Gene: VMA7
Product: H(+)-transporting V1 sector ATPase subunit F
Exons: 3
Coding region: 1-432 (143 amino acids)
Biological process (GO): proton transmembrane transport
Cellular component (GO): proton-transporting V-type ATPase, V1 domain; fungal-type vacuole membrane
Molecular function (GO): proton-transporting ATPase activity, rotational mechanism
Source: RefSeq, a predicted model, not a curated record
AUGGCUGCGCCAGCUUCCGCCUACAAGGACCGACAGUUCAUUGCAGUGAUAGGUGAUGAAGACUCGGUGACCGGUCUCCUCCUUGCAGGUGUUGGCCACAUCACAGAUCCUCCCGACGCUCAGAAGAACUUCCUUGUCGUUGAUGGAAAGACUGAGAGAUCUUUGAUAGAGUCUACGUUCAAUCGAUUUACAAAAGAGCGUAGCGAUAUUGGCAUUGUCCUCAUCAACCAACAUGUUCGUCAAACAAUCGACCAUUCAAACCCCACCGAGCAGAACGCUGAUUCAGAACAGGUUGCGGAACAGAUACGGGAUACUGUCGAUAGAUUUCAAGAGGCAUUUCCAGCUGUCCUUGAGAUUCCCAGCAAAGACCACCCUUAUGACCCAGAGAAAGACAGUGUGUUACGACGAGUGAGGAGGUUAUUCGGAGAGUAG